Messenger RNA from Papaver somniferum (opium poppy), 909 nucleotides. RefSeq lists its product as uncharacterized. The transcript is spliced from 2 exons. Lineage: Eukaryota; Viridiplantae; Streptophyta; Magnoliopsida; Ranunculales; Papaveraceae. The record is from RefSeq and is a predicted model, not a curated record. The coding region runs from base 1 to 909 and encodes 302 amino acids.
AUGUCGUCGAAUUUAGUUAGUCUGGAUUUUAUGCCAUUUGAGGAUUCCGGUGAAAACUAUCUCUCAUGGGCGCUCGAUGCAGAGCUGCAUCUAGAAGCGAAUAAACUUGGUCAUACGAUCAUUGGGGGAGAUUGUACGUCAGACGAACACGUUAGAGUUGUAGCUUACUUGCGCCAUCACCUCUCCCCAACCCUGAAACGUGAGGUAGCACACUGUAGAGAACCUCAAAGGUUAUGGAGUACCAUAAAAGGGAAAUAUGACCAUUUUAAGGUGGUCACCCUGCCAAAAAUUCGUGACCAAUGGAUUCAUCUGAGGUUUCGGGAUUUUAAAUCCGUAUCGGCUUACAAUUCUGAAUUGCAUAAAAUCGAUGCUCAAUUUGAGAUGUGCGGUGAGCCGUUAUCAGAAGAAUCUAAGCUAGAGAAGACGCUGAGUACUUUUCAUGCUUCCAAUAUUGUACUCCAGCAGUUAUAUCGGGAACGCUGUUUUACACGGUAUUCUGAUCUUAUAUGUUGUCUUCUCGUGGCUGAGCAGAAUAACGAAUUGUUAAUUAAAAAUCACGAGUCUCGUCCUUGUGGUUCUGCUCCGGUGCCUGAAGUAAAUAGGGCAUCGUAUUCUGGACAUGGACAUGAUCGUGGUAAGCAGGGUUAUCGUGGAAAGAAGCGUAAACGAGGAGGCUAUAGGCAUAUAAAUGCCAACAACCAUCCGUAUAACAAAAAUGCAUCCUGCCGCGCUGAUCUCUGUGAGCCUCACAAGAAAAAGGAAGCAAACGUUGAGAUGAAUUCGGCAGAACGCAAUAUUUCCACUGAAUCUCCAAAGUUAGAGGUCUCUGACUACCUACUUGCUUUUGAGGGCAAUGAAUACCAAACUGCUUUUGACCAGUUUGCUGAUGGUUUGUUUAGUGUAAAUUAA